Molecule: messenger RNA, 899 nt
Organism: Girardinichthys multiradiatus
Lineage: Eukaryota; Metazoa; Chordata; Actinopteri; Cyprinodontiformes; Goodeidae
Exons: 6
Coding region: 141-674 (177 amino acids)
Cellular component (GO): membrane
Source: RefSeq, a predicted model, not a curated record
UCCAGUAAAGCUCUCCCUCCUUCAGGGAUUCCGCAUUCCACAAGUUAUUUUCUUGUUGGGAUUCUUCACGGUGAACUGUUCAGGUCGGAACCAGGGACGGUUCGGUGGGACUGCAGUUCGGAGCCUCUCCGUCGAGUAACAUGGCCUCUGAAAGGGAAGACUCAGCAGAUGAAGCCAGGUGGUAUCGUCUUUUCACCUGGUUUGAUAUUGAAAUUGCUGCGGUGGUGACCAUCCUUCUGGGGCUUUUCCAGCUUCUGCUCUCUGCCUCGCUCAUUCAGACUGAUAAAUUUCUGCCCAAGUUCUUCUUCAUACUACCUUUUGUGUUAGGAAUAGUCAUUGUAGCCGGGGGAUCCUUUACAAUAUCCAGCAAGAAGAACCCAAGCAAACUACUGCUCCGUGGCUGUGCUUGGAGUAAUGUGCUUGGUCUACUGGGGUCACUGUUGGCCUUCUGCAUUUAUAGCUACAUCCUCAAAACUCAAAAAAAUAUGGAGCCAUGUUUGUCUGACUACUACGACUUACCCUGGGAUCCAUCAUUGUCCCACUUAUGUCCUCCGGAGGCGCUAGCGGCCUACAUCUGGAGCUUAACACUUCAAAUGUUGCUCUAUGAUACUGCAGCUGUAGUUAUGCAUUUUCUCUUGUCUGUUUGUGCCUUCAAAACACUUAAAAAAGACUAACAUACAAACUUAAUAUACCUUUUAAUCAGAUAUAGUAAUGAAACUGAAUAUUAACCCUGCAGAGUAUUGUUUUAGCAGAUUUUAGGACUGUUGUGCCUUAUGACAUAUGCAUUUCUUUCAUAUAACAUGUGUCCUGAUAUUAUAUACAACAAAUAAUGAUUUUAUGUAUUUUGUGUUUUUUGUAACUUUGUAAUGAAAAAUAAAUUAUGUUCUCAGUCACUGUCA